Pocillopora damicornis (cauliflower coral) is the source of this 4500-nucleotide messenger RNA. RefSeq names its product polycystin-1-like protein 2. The record is from RefSeq and is a predicted model, not a curated record. Gene Ontology annotation, cellular component: membrane. Lineage: Eukaryota; Metazoa; Cnidaria; Anthozoa; Scleractinia; Pocilloporidae. Gene Ontology annotation, molecular function: protein binding; calcium channel activity; calcium ion binding. Gene Ontology annotation, biological process: detection of mechanical stimulus.
AUGGUAACGACAGACUUCACACCGUUCUCAUGGGACCCGUCAGGAGAAAGAGUGACAACCGCUGUUUCAAGCCUUGAGCUUAAGAACAGUUCUGGGCAUCUCUUAAAUACGACGGAACUAAUACACCCGAUUACUAUAAGACUACAGAGCCAUCAGGACUUCACAAACGCUGCUAAGUCUCAUUAUGUGGGAGCCAACAGAACUGUUUUCUUCAAGAUAAAUGUCACUCAGUCAGGGAUGGCAUUGGUGUUAAACAUUCGUCCGGAAAGCAACAGAACAGAGUUUGUGGUGACUGUUAAGUACGGAGAGCGGCCUUCCCCAAGUAAUAGCGACUUAAAAUCAAGAAUACCUGACCUUUCAUCUUGCGGUAAGAUGCCAGAUGGUCAUGUGAACUGUUCACGCAAUCCAUAUAUAGUGUUUGUGAACCAAGACUUUGUUAAAAACAAAGGUUUUGGAUAUUACUACUUUGGGCUAAGAGCCGUGUCAAGAAUUUCUGAGAUCCUAAGGGUUAAGCGCUGCUCAGGUCGCGGCCGUUUGAAGCGGUCGUGUGUACAGUACAAGGAACCACCCACCACUGGUGAAAGUUACAGCGUACCUCAAUACCGUGUAGGGGAUGAAAAUUACACCUUUCAGGUGACGCCAGCUGCUUGCCUGUUCUGGAAUGCGCAGUUAUCGAAAUGGACCUCAGAGGGGUGCCAGGUAGCCGAAUUGACUACUCAAGAUGCCAUUUACUGCUCCUGUAAUCACUUGAGUGCUUUUGGGGGUCAGUUAUUUGUCACGCCGAAUCCAAUCGAUUUUGAUAAAGUUUUCACUGAACUAACUGGCCUAUCAGAUAGUGGAAACAUAGCUGUCAUUUUAGCGGUUUGCUGUGUAUUUGGUUUUUACCUAUUUUUAUUGGUGUGGGCUCGAAAGAAUGACAAACUUGACAUCUUGAAGGUGGGGGAAAAGCCAUUCGUAGGAGUUCCUUCACCAGGCUCUUAUUUCGUCGAGGUUCAAGUAUCCACAGGCAUUUGGCGAAACUCCGGCACCACUGCUAACAUUUUUAUUAUACUAGAGGGGGAGCUAGGCACUAGCCGACCUUACCAUUUGAAAGACGAUUCGUGUAUCCCUUUCGCAAGGGGGAGCGUUAGUUCCUUUAUCCUUUCGAUUCAUGACAGUAUUGGUCCCAUGAGAACCGUGCGCGUAUGGCAUGACAACUCGGGCACCAGUCCAUCGUGGUUUUUGAAUUAUAUCAAGGUUUGCGAACUGACCAAUGAGAAGCAAUGGAACUUUGUGUGUUUCGCGUGGCUGGCUGUUGAUAGAGGUGAUGGAUUAAUAGACCGGACUCUUCGUUGUACUUCAACUGCCGACAAAGGAAUUGAUUUUGCAGUUUAUGUUCAGAAUAGAAUUGCUGGUGAGUUCAGUGAUUCACAUUUAUGGUUUUCUGUCGCAACAAGACCACCAAGUUAUCGAUUUACUCGAGCUCAACGUUUAUCUUGCUGUCUAGCUAUAUUACUGACUACCAUGCUAAGCAGUGCCAUGUUUUACGAGCGUGAAACAGCGAUGGACGAUGAUCAAGGAUCGUUGAGGUUGGGCCGUUUUGUUGUGAACUUCAGAGCGCUCGUCAUUGCAGGGCAGAGUCUUACGAUUGUACUUCCUGUCAAUAUUUUGACCGUGGCACUUUUUACUCACACUCGUUCUUCAAACGAGAAUAAGGAAAUGGCUCUCCAAAGGGACCCGCAUAGGAAAUUCGCCAAGAAGAAACGUGACUUCUCUUUUCCACGCUGGUUUAUAUUCGUUCCUUGGCUCUUGUGUUUCCUCCUCUCGUCAUGUUCGGCGGCUUUUGUUAUCUUCUACAGUCUUCAGUGGGGUGCAGAUAUAAGUGAGCAGUGGCUGAUUUCAGUUGUAAUGUCAGUUGUAUUGGACAUAUUUGUAUCGGAACCUAUUCAAAUCAUAGUUGUUGCCUUUAUGCUAUCUCACAUUUUUAAAGGAGGAAUUCAAAGAUUUACGUGGCAACCUUAUCACGUUGACGCAGUCGUUGAUGUCGAAGAUAUUCAAUUGAGUGGGUUAGGCAACAAAGGGAUUGACGAGGAAGAAAUUGAAAUACCAAAGCCACUAAGCAAAAGGCAGUUACGUCGCGCAAGGGUCGCUCGAAUAAGGGAGGUGUAUAUGUAUACUGCGCUUCGGAAUAUAGUGUCGUACAUGCUGUACUUGUUAAUUCUAUGUAUUGUUUGUUACGGUGGACGUAGCGAGCAUGGGUACCCGAUGACAUCUUCCAUUAAGAAGACAUUUGGGGAACUUGAUUCGAUAUCAAAUCACUUUAACACUUGGGACUGGACACGUGACGUUUUAGUACCAGGACUUUUUGAAGACGGGAAAAACGUCCCACUGAAGAGUUCCAGUCCUUACAUUGGAGAUGGCGACUCUGUUCUUGUUGGAGUGCCUCGCCUCAGACAGCUGCGAGUCAAAGAAGGUUCUUGCGAUGUCGGCAUAGAUGAAAUAACAGCCCCAUUCAACUCCUGCGUGGCUUCAUAUACAUCCGAUAACGAGGACAACACCAACUUCUAUCAAACACGAUGGCGCCAAUUUUCCCCAUCGAAGAAUGAUUCGCUAAGCAUUCUCUAUCAGAUAUGUCCUACUGCUUGGCAUUAUUCUUCGGCAGAGCGAACUCAAAGCCUUCCUUUGUGGGGAAAACUUCAUCUGUCAAACUUUUAUGGUAAAGGAGGCUACCUGGCCGAGUUGGGCUAUGACAGAAAUACAGCACUGAAAGUCAUAUCUGAACUUAAUCUGUUUGACUGGAUUGACAGGUUUACCAGUGCUGUAAUUGUCGAGUUUACUGUUUUUAACUCUCAAGUGAAUUUGUUUGGCGUGAUUUGGAUCCCAAUUGAGUUUUCACCAAGUGGUCACGUGGUAUCUGAUCAUGUGAUUCGAGGCAUUCAUGUAUACGGAAUUGGUGGAGGCUACAGUGCUGUUACCGUCACCUGUCAAUUGUUUCUAGUGGGUUAUGUUGUAUACUUUGUUGUCAAGGAAACGUCGAAGAUGAUCGCUGGUAUUCGAAUUUAUUUCUCACGUUUUCUAAACUGGGUCGAAUUCACGCAGACUUUAACAGUCGUCGGUUUUGUUAUCACCCACAUUUUAAAACAAACAGAGCUUUUUGUCAACACAGAGAAACUCAAAAACAAUACAUUUCAGUUUAUCAGUUUUGAUAAAGGGGCUCUCUUAGAGGACUUGGAAACGGUCUUAAUAUCGUUACUGAUGUUCUUGAACACUUUGAAGUUGCUGUAUUUGCUCAAAUUCAAUCCCCAUGUGCGGCAUUUAUUCUAUGUAAUGAAGGGAUCUGCUCGGGAACUCGUUCAUUGCUCGGUUCUAUUCGCUGUGUUCAUAUUUGGAUGUAUUCAUGUGGGAUAUCUUCUAUUUGGGGGAGAACUUUACUCCUUUUCUUCGCCUUUCAUUAUUCUACAGUCUCUUCUAGUCGAAGGAGUCGUCGGUGGCGGAGUGGACUAUUUUAACGAUUGUUGUACAGUCAUCGGCCCUGUUUACGUUACAGCGUUAAAAUUGGGACUAAAUCUCAUAUGCAUCAAUAUUUUCAUUUCAGUUCUUGUUUACAAUUACGGCAAUAUCAGAGACCUCACCAGAGGGAAAUUCAAUCUUGGAAACUUCAUUAUUGUAAAAGUAAAGGAACUCAUGGGUUUUGUGGUUCAUAGUUCAGCAAUGGAUGCAGACAGUUCGUGUGAUCAUAACACAAAUAAGGAGGAGAACAAUACACUUCCUGAAGUGGAUGAGAUAUUAACCAAGUUGGAUCAGAUUAAUCACCAUUUAAAUAUUUUGUAUGUUGACGAAUUCGGUGAAGACCUUGACAUGUUUUCUUUGUGGUUUGAUCUUCACAUUCAACGCUUAAAAGCUAAGGAUGCACAAGAAAGGUUUGAGAAUGAUUUAGAAGAAGUUUACGAGGAUGCACAAGAAUACUUAAGCCUCGCGUAGUAAAUGGUGCUUGCAGUUCGCCCGCCUGUAUGACUAGACUGAGAACAAACAAACAAACAGGAGUCGACCGCGAUCACUUUUUGUUAAAAAAUAAAGCUGCUGUAUUUAGGAUCAGAAGUACUUGUCGCGCAAACUUGCGAACCACUUCAUUGAUUAUUUCUCCGCUAGGUAAUUGUUAAAAGAGGUGCUGUAAUUUGUGUUCACUUCGGAAGUUUUAUUUUACUGGUUUGAAACAGCUUCAUUAUUUACGUUAAGUGGAGUUUAUUGUUCUAUAAUUGCUACAAAUUAAUUCUAGUGCCUGAUUAAAAAAAACCUAAUGGAAUGAAGCUUAAAGGAGGUUAACAGAUGAAAUAUCGUAUCGUUGAUUAAUAAGAGUCUCGGUGUAAUUUUACAAAGGUUGACGUUAAACCUUUUCAUUCCCAAGAGCUAAAUAACAAUUCUCUUCUCUUUGUCUGCUAAAAAAUUCGUACAAUUUUUAAAACCUCUAAGAAUUUGAUGUUCAAACAAACACUUUCCCUUCGGCAAUUCAUGAUUGAUAUU